Molecule: messenger RNA, 513 nt
Organism: Oldenlandia corymbosa var. corymbosa
Lineage: Eukaryota; Viridiplantae; Streptophyta; Magnoliopsida; Gentianales; Rubiaceae
Source: the annotation of a GenBank genome assembly
AUGGGAGGAGUACUCUGUUGUAGGACGCAGCCAAUCACCGACGAAAACCAGCCAAAUAAGAAGAAUGAAGAUGUCCCUCAUAAAUCAUCAUCGUCAUCAAUAGCAGCAGCAGAUUACAAGCCUAAAAAGUGGAUGACACUGGAGGAAUGCUUAAUGGCUUCACCUAACAUAAAUGUUCAUCAUCAUUCAUGCAUUUUGGGAGGAGGAGGUCAUCAUGAUCAGGCUCAGAUGUUCAGGAAGAAUUUGCCAAACAAAAUCCAUCCAUCUUCUUCCCCUGAUGAUGAUGACAUAAAUAUUGAAGAAUUUUUCACCCCGAGUCGCAGUUUCUCAUUAGGGAGAAUCGACGAAAGAGAAGAAGAAGAAGAACAGGACGAGAAGUCGUCAGCCUCAGUAACUCCAUCAAGUAGAGUUGGAAGCGGGAAGUCAGGAAGGAAAGUGAGUUUCAGGUUACCUGGAGAAGCAGACAUAUUCAUUUACCAUACACCAAAAGAAACACUGGAUGAAGAACCUUAG